Molecule: messenger RNA, 4107 nt
Organism: Athene cunicularia (burrowing owl)
Lineage: Eukaryota; Metazoa; Chordata; Aves; Strigiformes; Strigidae
Gene: SLC71A1
Product: major facilitator superfamily domain containing 14A
Exons: 12
Coding region: 1468-2979 (503 amino acids)
Biological process (GO): transmembrane transport
Cellular component (GO): membrane
Molecular function (GO): transmembrane transporter activity
Source: RefSeq, a predicted model, not a curated record
ACCUUCAGUCAAUUUAAUUUAUUGUCACUUCUAAUCACUGAUUCUGAUGCGGAAAGGAAAAAAGCAAAAGGGAAAAACCAUGCAUUGCUUCUGCAAAGCCUCUCCUCCCACCACAGGUUACGCUGGGUCCCCUUGGCAAGGUGGUGGGUGGUGCAGGAGCUUGGGCUUGUGAAUGGUGAUAUUUUUGUGCUGUUCUCUUUGCAGCUUAGUAUCAGUAUCACAGAAAAAAUUGUGUAAUUGUUUGUGUCCUCGUGUAUUGUCAGAUUCACCAAAGGAGAGGCAGUAACACCAGUGAAGUGGUUUCAACGCUGUUCUUAAUUUUGCCUUCCUGUAUGAGCAGUGGGGGUUCAUCUUAUGUGCGAUUAUGCUUUCUUGAAGCAACUAAAUUAGGAGGUGCAUGCCUGGGCAGUGCUGGAGAGAGUUAGAGCUUUGUACUUGAUUUUGUGCCUUUUCCUUUCCAGCAGAGGAGCAGUAGCUGUGAUCUUACAUCUGAUACCUUUGUUACUUUGAGAGUUACUCUGUUGUUGUCAGAUGUGUGUUCUUAGGGUUGCCUGGCACAGACACUUUUUAUCACUGGCAUGACUGACUACAAAGUGUUUGUUUAAAUGCGUUUUCUCUCUAAUUAGAGCAAGGGGCAUUCUUGGAGCGCUGUUUUGUGACACAGAUUUUGCCAAACAUACAUGUGCUCUGGUCUGCCUACAUGGUUGCAGAGAAGGGUUACACUGAUUGGAACAUCUCAGUUGCAGGUUGUUCGCACAGAAGCUCCAUAUCUUAUCUCCAGGUGUCACUUAGAUGAUUACAUUACACUACACUACGUUAGCCAUUUUGUAAAGCACAGCGGGACAGGUGUGUAGAGUAACACAAGGCUGAAUACCCAACGCCUGCUCUGUGUGUGUUGGGGAAGGAUGGUACAUCAGACUACUACUUCAGUCUUGUGGACUGAAGGCGCAUAAUACAUAUUAAUGAACUGUAAUGUACCCACUUAUUAAUCUCCUUCCCUCUUUCUUCCAUCUCAGGAGUAGUUUUGCUACUUUAUAGUUGCAGUUAUCUUUAAAAAUAGCUAUAGAAGUUAUGAUCUAAAUGUGACUAAAUUACUUUUUUUUUAUAGAUAAGAACAACUAACAGUAUCUGUGAUAAGGGAGCAUUAGCAACAAAGAAAGCAAGGAAGUUUAACCCUAGUGAUCUAAAUGUGACUUCUGUUUGUUUCUGCCAGUGUAAUGGAAACAUCUGAUUGGGUUGCUUACAGCUGGGUGACAAGGCAGAGGGCAUCAGCCACCCACUUGGGUGCCUCUGAAAUCACCAUCAGUUUAGCUGUGCAGAACAGCCAUGGAUUUCAUUCUGCUGUUUUGGUUUGUGCCUGUGAUCUCAGAGUAGCUGCCCAGAACUGGACAUGGGCAGCAGAGACAGACAGAUGGCUGCUGAGCUUGUGCUUGCUGUAUGUGAACAGGAUGGAGCUGCUUUUGUCCCAUGUUGUGUGGAGGGACAGGGGCGGUGACUCCUACCUCACCAGCCACAAUACCUUGGGGGGGACAGGAGUCCAGGGACCAUGAGAAUGAAUCCAAUUUCCUGUAUCAGACUGAGCUAAACAAGCCUCAAGGAAUAGGUUCACCUAGUGUCUACCACGCUGUUAUAGUGAUCUUCUUGGAGUUUUUUGCUUGGGGACUCCUGACAGCACCCACUCUGGUGGUUUUGCAUGAAACCUUCCCAAAACACACAUUUCUAAUGAAUGGUCUAAUUCAAGGAGUAAAGGGCUUGUUAUCGUUCCUCAGUGCCCCGCUCAUAGGUGCCCUGUCUGAUGUGUGGGGACGGAAGUCCUUCUUGCUGCUAACAGUAUUUUUCACCUGUGCACCAAUACCACUUAUGAAGAUCAGCCCAUGGUGGUACUUUGCUGUUAUCUCUGUCUCUGGAGUUUUUGCGGUGACAUUUUCUGUGGUUUUUGCGUAUGUAGCAGACAUAACCCAAGAACAUGAGAGAAGCAUGGCCUAUGGUUUGGUUUCAGCAACUUUUGCGGCAAGUUUAGUGACCAGCCCUGCUAUUGGUGCCUAUCUUGGUCGAGUCUACGGAGACAGCCUGGUUGUGGUCCUGGCUACAGCAAUAGCCUUGUUAGACAUUUGUUUUAUUCUUGUUGCUGUACCAGAAUCGCUGCCAGAGAAGAUGAGGCCAGCAUCCUGGGGAGCACCCAUCUCGUGGGAACAGGCCGACCCUUUUGCAUCACUGAAGAAAGUUGGCCAGGACUCGAUUGUGCUGCUAAUCUGCAUAACAGUCUUUCUUUCCUACCUCCCAGAGGCAGGUCAAUAUUCCAGCUUCUUCCUAUACCUCAGACAGAUAAUGGGAUUUUCAUCUGAAAGUGUUGCAGCAUUUAUAGCAGUCCUAGGGAUUCUUUCCAUUAUUGCCCAGACAAUAGUUUUGAGUUUACUUAUGCGGUCCAUUGGAAAUAAAAAUACCAUCCUCCUGGGCCUAGGAUUUCAAAUACUACAACUGGCGUGGUAUGGCUUCGGAUCAGAACCAUGGAUGAUGUGGGCAGCCGGAGCUGUUGCAGCCAUGUCCAGUAUUACCUUCCCAGCUGUAAGUGCCCUGGUGUCACGAACUGCUGACGCUGACCAACAGGGUGUUGUUCAAGGGAUGAUAACAGGAAUUAGAGGACUCUGUAAUGGUUUGGGACCAGCACUUUAUGGUUUUAUAUUCUAUAUAUUUCAUGUUGAACUGAAUGAACUCCCCAUGCCCGAGUCACCAUCAGGAGGUGGUGUGGUCACACAAUACCAUUUACAACAGAACUCUAUAAUUCCUGGACCCCCAUUCUUGUUUGGAGCGUGCUCUGUGCUCUUGGCACUACUUGUUGCCUUGUUUAUUCCUGAACACACAAACCUAAAUGUACGAUCCAGCAACUGGAAGAAACACUGUGGUAGCCAUGGCCACCCCCACAGUCCACAAGCUCCUGGUGAAGCUAAAGAACCAUUAUUGCAAGACACAAAUGUAUGACAAAAAUCCAGAAAGACCUUAUAGACUUUUUUUUUUCCAUCAGCAGUUUGGGAUACACAUUCCCAUUCCAUCCAAAAUGUAAUUUCUUAAGGUAAUCUUAAGAAGUAUCUUUCUGCAUGAACCCCAUAGGAAUUUUUUAAAAAGGAAGUUUCUCCAAAGAUGUUGCCAUUGAAUUAAAAAUUUGCUUUUAGAAGACAAACUGUUACAUACUUGUCUCUUGCCAUGAAAUACUUACUGUUACUUACUAAACCUUACAUUCUAGCUCAGAGAUAAAAAAAAAAAAAGAGUUGAGGCAUGAGCAUGUGUCCUUCUGUUUCCUUAAGGUGGUGAGCUUUAAUCUAGUCCUGCUAAGUCUCAAUGAGACAUACUAGCAUCUGUGUGGACCCAUUCAUUUUAAUGUAAAAUCUUGGGUCAGAUGAUUCAAAGCCUUAAUGUAAAUGUACUCAAGUAUGGAGAAGGUGAAUUGGUAUCAUUUAUUUUAAAAGUCAUAUGGCAGGUUUUUUUAAGUUUGUACUAAUACAACAAUCACAUGAGCACGCUUGCUGAAUAGUAAGAGUUAUUUUUAUGUAAGUGCAUUUACUCUUUCUAUUUUUGAAUAAACGGUAGUAUCAAACACUUGUUCAAAUAUUAGGUGGGUGUUUUGAGCCUAUAAAUUUUAAUAUUGGCUCUAAAACUCCGCUUUCCUAAGUACCGUUUAUUAUACCACUAUAUUUCUGACGUUUGCAUAAUCAUAAAGGACCUCAAAACUUGAAUCCAGACUGAAAUAUAAGCUGAUAGCCUUGAAUAUGUCCGUGUGCUAUAUAGUGGCCUUUGAGGACUGUCACAAUAACCCUUUUGCAGUACAGAGCUAAUGUUUUAGUCCUAAAUUUUCAGGACCCUUAGUACAGAAGAGAGCUUUAUACAAUUACUGAUGUGAAUUUCUCUAAAAGUGUAUAUUUUUGUGUCCAGUUGUAUUAUUUAAGUGUUCCUUUGUAUAAAUUUGUGUAUAAAGUAUUGUAUAGGUUUAAAAUGUUUUCAUCUUGUGGUUAUUGCUUAAUGCUUUUUUACCUUUGAACAUUCACCAUGGUUGACCAAGAGCAGGAAAAAAUAUGUAAAUAUACUGUUAAUAAAGUUGAAUAUUUUAAUGAA